AUGUAUCAAGAUCAGCAAUCUGGUUCCCAGCGGUGGAAUUCGGCCGAGGGCGAAUCUCCGGACACCGACAGAGAAGCCCGGAGCACGAAAUCAGAUGAGUGGUCAGACAUCAAAGACCCAAGCGAGCGUAGGAAGAUUCAAAAUAAACUGGCGCAGCGAAGAUUCCGGGACAAAGUCAAGGAACAGAAAGAAGAGGCCGAACGCGAAGAGGAGAAUCGACGCCGCGCAGGAAGCUCAUACGCGUCUCCAGAGCCGGAGACCAUGGACAAUAACCAAACCCUUUCUGGGCUCCCUUGGGGAGGGAUAUCGAUGAAACACAUUGUCGAGACAGGGAAGAACAAAGAACAGAACUCGCAACAAAGUUCGCAGGACAACUCUGUGCAAGGAAGCUCUUCUCAUACGGGAGGAAGGCUUGGACUCCGCCUCACCGACCGUUUUGCCAGAGGGAACCCAGCUCUAAAACACUUCAGAUACUUCCCAUACCGCUACGCAGGGCAAGCACAACGAUAG
Molecule: messenger RNA, 510 nt
Organism: Cucurbitaria berberidis CBS 394.84
Lineage: Eukaryota; Fungi; Ascomycota; Dothideomycetes; Pleosporales; Cucurbitariaceae
Exons: 3
Coding region: 1-510 (169 amino acids)
Biological process (GO): regulation of DNA-templated transcription
Molecular function (GO): DNA-binding transcription factor activity
Source: RefSeq, a predicted model, not a curated record